This is a messenger RNA of Ochlerotatus camptorhynchus, 1464 nucleotides long. RefSeq lists its product as uncharacterized. Bases 1 to 1464 code for a protein of 487 amino acids. The transcript has 2 exons. Lineage: Eukaryota; Metazoa; Arthropoda; Insecta; Diptera; Culicidae. The record is from RefSeq and is a predicted model, not a curated record.
AUGGCUCCACGGAGACCUAAACCCAAAGUAGACAACUGUACGUACGUGCAGCAGUUGUUUAAAAAUUUCUUAAACCAGAACCAAUCCAAGAAAGUACCCGAAGUUCUCCCAAAAUCUAUAGCACGACCGGUACAGCGAUUUCCGAUUGGCAAAAACAGUGACCGAGACAGUCUGUUUCGGCAAGGUGUGAAACGAAACCUUCUAAAAGUUCAAAACGAUGCCGAACAACCCAAUACGGUGAAGGAAUUUUUCGCACAGGGUGCGAAUAAACCUCAUCCGGAGGUCAAUCCAACCGUUGCGAACCAGCCAGUUCAUGCGCGGUUUAAACGUCAUGAGGGAUCCGAUAAGUUUGUGAAGUGCCAGCUAAGUCCUAAUGCACCCCCACGUGGCCUGGCGCAGUGGCUUAGUUUCCGCAAAAAGACUUCAAAUGAGCAGAAAAUGACUGAGCAGCAGAACAAACCGAAUAAGAAGAUUGGUGAAUACUUGGAACUUCCGGGAACCUUUUUUUCCGGAAGAGAACCAAUGACGCUUCCCUUCGAGGCACCCAAAAAUGGGAAUAAAACGCUGAUGAGCGUUGGUUCAACAUUCAUUCCCCCAGCCACCUCGACACCAUUCGACGGAAAUCCAAUCGUUUGCUCUCCGAUCAUUUUGGAUCCAGUGGAGCUAACGCGUAAAAAAGUUAUCAAUCUACUGCCAGCAAAUGACAGUGAAUGCUUUCUGCAAAGGGUCGGAACGAUGCUUGAUCAAUGGUGUGCUUCAAUCUCCGAUAGCAAAAGCUCUCCUCUGGACCGAAACUACUGCACAUUGAAAGAACAUUGGAGACUACAAUCGAAAAACAUGCCAUCUGAAACUACAGAACCAACUUUUCCAGCAAGUCUUGUCGAGCGCAGCAGUUGGAAGGAUCAUUCAAUGCUAAGCAAUCAGAUGCAUCAUCAGUAUCGGAAGCAAAAUCAUUCGCCAUCACUGUUUAGCAUUGUUCCUCGAGAAAAUACUAGUGUGGUUAAUCUAAACGAUACAUCAGCUUUCAUCGAAGUUCAACUAGGCUGCGAUCGUAUGUCUAGACCAUUCCCUGAGCACGACACGACCUAUCAUUCGUUUCAGACACUAUUACCACGAUCCAAUAAACGAAAGAUUGUCGAUUCUCUGCUGACUGCAUCACCACCAUCGCCAAUCAGUAACGUAAAGCAGAUUUUAAACGAAGAUAUUUCGUUUGGAAGUCCAUCGAAGCCGAAAUCCAGCCAUGAAACAUUCCAGUUUGAAUUUGAUUUUACGCAGCCGAGCCAUUCAUUUGACGAUAUCUUCAGCUUCGAUGAACCACGAAGGAAUGAUUCCUUUUGCUUCUUUCCUCCAAGUCCGGAUAUAGCCGAUCAUGGCUCCUCGAAUGAUACGUUAUUUAUCACUUUGGACCCCCGAGAAAACAACAAAAGUAGUAGUAAGGACAGUUUAUUCGACCUAUUUCCUUGA